Molecule: messenger RNA, 975 nt
Organism: Cryptococcus wingfieldii CBS 7118
Lineage: Eukaryota; Fungi; Basidiomycota; Tremellomycetes; Tremellales; Cryptococcaceae
Exons: 6
Coding region: 1-975 (324 amino acids)
Molecular function (GO): protein binding
Source: RefSeq, a predicted model, not a curated record
AUGUAUUCUGCUCGCAACGUCCAUCUGAAAUGUUCUCCAAUAUCACUCACCAAGGAAGCCUUCUUCUCCCUUCUUGACGAAUACUUUGCCUCCCGGGGCCAUGUCCUCGCCCCAGCCAACUCCCCUCCUACUGUAGAUGCCGCAUCUCGCCCAUCCCGCUCACUGCCUCCAGCCCGCAAUCGUCCCGACCCUAUCUCCCCGCCGCCUACCGCAUCUCAUUACACCUCGCUCAUCUCGCCAACUGCCUCGAGACAGAGCCAGGAGUACGAGAACAAUGCUGAAUCUCAAGAACAGCCUGAUAUGGCCCAGCGAUUCAUCUCGUCUGGUGUCAAGUAUGGCACGUCAGGAGCAAAGUCGGGCGUGGGUGCCAUCUCAAGAAACAAGGAUGCUAUGAACCUCUUGGGGAAGGCCGGGAUGGGGGGAAUGAUGGGCAAGGCGAAUGACAGGCUGAACAAACCUACAAGUCCUACGGAGCAGACUGCGAACAAGGCCACCCCGCCGCCCAUUGCGCCCAAGAAGGGCGGAGGCGUAUCGGGACUCAGGCUGAUGGACGAUUACCAGACGUUCGGCCAUGUUGAUACAGCCAGCAAGAUGGGUGCCUUCACGAGCAUGUGGAAAGACCCAAAGACCAAACCAGCAGAAUCUAUUCACCUCCCCCCUGCCCUCUCACAUUCGCAUUCCAAUCUCCCGCCUCCUUCCCGCAGGGAUGGCUCAGGCUCUCAUCACGCGGCUUCACCCUCUCCGUCAGCUGAUACGUCAACGCCUGCAGGGGGUGAUCUCGCGAACGGGACUGGCGUUCAGCAAGGACAAGCGCAGGCGCUUUAUGAUUAUGCGGGAGCUGAUAGCGGUGAUCUGACCGUGCAGGCUAAUCAAGUGGUCAACAUUAUCGCAAAAACGUCCUCUGAUUGGUGGACAUGCGAAGACGGGAAUGGGCAAAGAGGCUUGGUGCCAGCUACGUAUCUACAAGAGAUCUGA